AGUAACUAUGUCUGACAUAGAGGAAGAGAAUGAGUGAGUAAUCGUCAACUAUUCUAAUUCAAAGAACUAUUAGUGAUAUUCUAUAACUACAUUUUAAUACUUUGUGUUGUUAAUAUGUAUUUAAAACUGAUAACGCGUAUUUUCUCUUUUUUUAAGGGAUCAGCAGGAGGGUAAGGCUAUUUUCUGUCACGUUUCAUUGUCUCAUUGUCACCCACUCCUCUCUUAUAUGUAAUUUUUAUCACCUACUUGCUCCACAGAGGAAGAGGAGGAAGGAGGUUAGUCACAACUGUAUGUUGACAUCAUCCUUGAUGUUACACAUCCUCACAAUAUUAUUAGUCCAUUUAGACCCUGAAACAUUACAGUGAAUGCCCCCAAACGAUCUCUCUAGAAGGGACAUAAUACGCACCUCUCUGAUUCAGAGGGGUUGGGUUAAAUGCGGAAGACACAUUUCAGUUGAAUGGCCCCUGUUUCUCCCUCUCACCUGUCUCUCCCUGGGCCUUUCCUGGGUGGAUCCUGGUGAACAGAGCCAGAGCAUUCAGAGAACACAGAGUGUCAAGGUAUUGUACACCAGUAGUGGUGUGUGGGUAAAAUCACAGGGGAAGCCAGGGAAAAAAGCAUUAUUACAAACCUAUGUGUUGUGAUAAUUGUGUUGUUUAAUCUUUAACCUGUUAGUUCAUAUGCCUUUCCACCAUGAUAUAUUGGCCUAAGGCCGAGACAAUUAGAAGACACAGUGGCAGAACAAAUUCAACCACACCUUUGUUUCAUCACAAAACCGGAGAGCAAAAUCUGUCCGGUGAAGUCCACAAAGCAUAUUGCAUGUAACAAACAGUUACAUGACCUACAACAUGGUCAAACAAGUUAAUGUUUCCAACAUUUUCGGACUAUUAAAAGACUAUUGAUUUAGAACCACGGAGAGUUACCGCAAGUCGCAAAAAAAACUGGCGUUGCCUCCACUAUUCCAGCACCCUUUCAACUUCAACAUUUCAACAUCAUCUAAUCACCUAUGCUUAGUCUAAUACAAUGACAACUAAAAGAUACCAAAAACGAUUUAGUCCAAUCAAUGUAAGCUAAAUAUGAUGUGGCUGUCUGUAAGGGUUGGUGUGAGGUGUGACCGACCCAGGUGCGGUGCAGGAUAGACAGUAGGCAGUAGGCAGAGAUGGUGAAACAAGGAUCUUUACUGGUGGUCCCGAAGCCAGGAUACAAAACAACAGACUUAACACGAUAAAAGAAAGGUGGAGCAAAUAAGUCUCCAAAAACAGGCUGACAGCCAAAAUACGAAAUAGUAACUACGACUGAAAUAAUAAAGAAACAGGGAGAACAAUUCUCAAGUACCUGUACAUACUUCUCCGAUCAGACACUGAUUAGUACUGCUGAGUGUAGAGAAACUAGCAGAGAAGACUGAGCAAGGGAACACAGGGAAGUGAGGGCAUAAAUACACAGGUGAACAAGUAGACACAGGUGACACCAUAGGAUCAUGAUUAGUCCAGACUGUGAGUGAGAAGGUGCCUAAGGUUGUCGGAGGAGGACACCUAGUGGAUCGCUCCGGAACUGCGACACCCUCCUGUAACAGCGGUCCAUGGUACUGAUUUCUGUGUGUGUGCUUGUGCGUAGAAAAAACAUUUUUGCUGACUCACCCUACUUGUAGUGAAACGCCAAUGCCAUCCACCUCUUUCAUGUUCCCUAAACGGUCUAUGACUCUGUCAUACAGUACAUGCUUUUAGUUUUUGUUGUGCUAUAAUGCUUGCUCGCUAGCUAACUUCCUUUCAUGGGCAACGAUGCGCCAGGCCAGUUAGUUAACAUUAGCCUACUACAUCUAGCUACAUGUUGAACUUCCAUCCUCUCAGGCCAGGGGCACAAUGUAUGAAUUUAUGGUUGGAUCAGAAUCGCCGUUAUAAUCAUUGGCCAGUAUGGAGAAUUAAGUAAAACCACAAGUUCAAAUCCCUAUCUCCAUCCAUGGCUAAUUUAGGAAAGGGACGAUUUUAGCUAGCUAGCUAGCCAACGGAGGACAAUGACACAACAAGAUGCAACAAUUCAAGUUUUUUUCUGUCAAUGGCAAAAAUGUCCCACUCAACCCAAUUACCUACAAGGAAGUUGAAAUCCACCAAUGCAAAGUAUUAGUUGUGUUUUGGUUUGUUAUUGAUUUUCUCUGUCAUUUCUUUCAUGCCUUGUAUUAAGAAGAAGAGGAACGUCCUAAAUACAAGUAUGUCUGUCUUCACAAGUAAACAGUUACUGCUAAGUUUGUGAAUUAAAUCGUGUUUCCUUUUCUUUUGAGGAUUUGCUGUGUCAUGACACAGAACACUUGGGGUCGGUUUCCCAGACAGAUUAGUCCUCAUUAAAACGUGUAUAUAUUGAAAGCACUUUUUAGUCCAGGACUAGGCCUAAUCUGUGUCUGGUAAAACCGUACCCUGAAGUCUGAUUUCAUAUUGUAUCUGAAUACAAAGCAUAUAAUUAAAUCUAACAAUUUUAAUUGAAUGUAUCUUUACAGUACAAAGUACAACAUGCACAGUUUAACAGAGGCAAAUACUUGAGUAGUAAUUUAAGUAUAUUUAGUAGUUUGGCAUUUAGGUUGUCAGUGUGUUUAAUCCUGAUGUAAAUCACUUACUUCAUCUUGUUUUACAGGCCCAUGGUCUCCCAGCUCGCUGCCCCCAAAAAUCCUGAGGGGGAUAGGGUGGACUUUGAUGUGAGCCGACAUGUGGGCUUUACCCAUAGAGAUAAAAAUCUUUAUCUCUGUUUUUUUCCCAUAUUAUUUUCUGAUCGCACUUACAGUUUCCCAGACCCAUAUUAAUCUUAGUCCUGAACUAAAAAGCAUUCUCAAUAGUCUCCAAUGAAAAUGCUUAUUAGUCCAGGACUAAGCUUAAUGUGGGUUGGGGAAAAUGGUCCCUUAUGUAUAUAUAGAUCAUUUUAUUGAUUUACUACUUGUAUUCAUUAACUCUGGUUUGUGACAGGACAUCCACAGGAAGAGAAUGGAGAAGGAUCUUCUGGAGCUGCAGACCCUGAUCGACGUCCAUUUUGACCAGAGGAAGAAAGAGGAGGAAGAACUCAUUGGGCUCAAGGACAGGAUUGUAGGUCAAUCACCCCAUCGCUCUCUCACUCUCUCUCUCUCUUUCUCGCUCUCUCUCCUCUAUCCUGUAUGUUUUGUUUAAUGUUUCAUUUAAUGUGCUUGUUGCAGGCAUCUCUCUCGCUCUCUCUCUAUAGUGUAUACAGUAUAUACAUCCAUUCUCCAUGGACAGGUCUAUGUCUGGGAAUAAUGUAUGUAUGUGUGUUUAGAGAAAGGCUGAUAUGUGAUUAGUGUAGUGGUAUGUAUAAAUUAAGGUAUUAAUUGCUAUUACGAGACGAGUAUGCACUUGGUUUCUAUUCCAGGAGAACCGCAGAUCAGAGAGAGCAGAGCAGCAGCGUGUGCGAGCGGAAAAAGAACGGGACAGACAGACGAGAAUUGCGGUAGGCCAAAGCCGCAAUACAGAGCAUCUGCUUAAGCUAGCACUAUCGAGGCAUCUGUUAUAAAUGGUUCAUUGGCAGACAAAAACAAUUAGUCUCAUAAAUCAAUUGAAUGCGUGUUGAUAUGAUAAAACUAUUGUACAAAUAUUCGAUUUUUGGUACUCAGGAAGAGCGGCAGAGGAAGGAGGAUGAGGAAGCCAAGAAAAGGGCAGAUGACGACGCCAAGAAGAAGAAAGUGCUCUCUAACAUGGGGGCUCACUUUGGGGGUUUCUUGGCAAAGGUCAGAAUGCUAAUGAUAUUGUAGACAAAGAUGCUAGUGGAAUAGGUCUUAAGCAUAACCUUUACCAAUGCUAACACUUUGUUGGUUGUAAGCAUUUACAGUAUACUGCAGGUGCUUUAGUUUGUGUGUGUAUAAAAUAUGUGUUAACUAAAUUAACCCUCGUAGUGCUGGUUUAUUCACUUAUUCAGUUGUGGGUGAUGAUUUUGCCCCCCCCCCCCCCCCAGGCAGAACAGAGGAGAGGGAAGAGACAAACAGGGAGGGAGAUCAAGAAGAAGACACUGGCGGAGAGACGCAAACCCCUCGCCAUUGACAACCUGAGAGAGGACGGCCUGAGGUCAGUGAUAUCCUUUUCGGACUACUGAGCUAAGCUGAGCCGAGCUGUACUGCGCUGGCCUGGUUACGCAUCUAUCAUAGGUCCUGCACCGUGCUGCUUAAGAUUAAAGGACAAUUUGGAAAGAAAAUAACUGAGUUAGCCCAGUACGGUCGGGUUGGGAUGAUAGUAUGAAAAGUGAAUUAAUGUCCCUCUUAGAGAUUGGAAUUGAUUAUUUAAACUGUUGUUGAAGCAGUGAAAGAGGAUACUUGAAAUCUGAGCCAGAGCCUUCAAAUGGAAUAGUAGGCCUCAAUGAACUUCACUUGCAUUAUCAAAGUCCUUGUUCUCCUGAGUGAAUGAAGGUUGAGAGUACAAGUCCUCCUUCUCCAACUCCUAAUGCCCUGUGUCUCUCUCAGGGAGAGAGCUAAAGAGAUGUGGGAGUGGAUCUACCAGCUCGAGUCAGACAAAUUUGACCUGACUGAAAAGACGAGACGACAGAAAUACGAGGUGAGGAGACCGCGAUUGUACACCACAGUUAUUUAUGUCCUCUUUAGUCUGGUUAGCCCUUAAAGUAUUUUAUAUGUGUAUUGAAAUGCCUUUUAUUUAAUUUUUUGCAGAUAAACGUUCUUCUGAAUAGAAUUUCUCAUGCCCAGAAA
This is a messenger RNA of Coregonus sp. 'balchen', 4681 nucleotides long. The record is from the annotation of a GenBank genome assembly. NCBI's taxonomy places the organism in Eukaryota, Metazoa, Chordata, Actinopteri, Salmoniformes, Salmonidae.